This is a messenger RNA of Pimephales promelas (fathead minnow), 1796 nucleotides long. It is a transcript of the gene adora3a.2, whose product is annotated as adenosine A3 receptor a.2. NCBI's taxonomy places the organism in Eukaryota, Metazoa, Chordata, Actinopteri, Cypriniformes, Leuciscidae. Gene Ontology annotation, biological process: G protein-coupled adenosine receptor signaling pathway. The record is from RefSeq and is a predicted model, not a curated record. Gene Ontology annotation, molecular function: G protein-coupled adenosine receptor activity. Gene Ontology annotation, cellular component: synapse; dendrite; plasma membrane.
CAAGCAAAAAAUCUUAAGUGUGUGUGCAUAUUUGGUUGUGUGUGAGAGAGUGAAGACAACUUCCUAUUUUAACCACGACCAUUUCAUGUAAGUUCCUGUAGAGUUCUUUUAGUGUCCUCUGCAAUGUCUGAUGGUGAGAAGGUGAUCUAUACCUCUCUGGAGGUGCUCAUCGCUGUGGGAUGCUGUCUGGGGAACAUGCUGGUGAUCUGGGCCGUGUGGUCGUGUCGAGCCCUGAGUCAGACCACGUUCUGCUUCAUAGUGUCGCUGGCGCUGGCUGAUUUUCUGGUGGGGAUGGUUGCUGUGCCUUUCGCAGUGAUAGUUGAUGGACGGCUGGAGACUACUUUCCACUGCUGCCUCUUCAUCAGCUGUGUGGUCAUUGUGUUGACCCAGGCCUCCGUUCACUCCUUGUUGGCCAUCGCUGUGGACCGAUACCUGCGUGUUUAUAAGCCUCUCAGGUACAAAGGAUCAGUCAAAAAGCAGCACCUGUGGGGCGCAGUCACUGUUUGUUGGCUCUCUGCUUGUUUACUAGGCUUCAUCCCCAUGUUCGGAUGGCACAACAAAGACACCACAACAAGAGAAAACACCACUAUUACAUGUAAUUUCAUCAGUGUUAUACCCAUGACGUAUAUGGUCAACUUCAACUUCUUCGCUUGCAUACUGCCACCCACCAUCAUUAUGAUGGCCCUGUACUUGUUACUCUUCAACAUGAUAUCCAAACAGCUGAGAAAGGAGGUCGGGCGCCCCGUGGAGUCCAGGUCGUAUUACCGUAAGGAACGGAGACUGGCCAAUUCUCUGGCUUUGGUGCUGGUUCUGUUUGUCAUUUGUUGGAUCCCGCUGCACAUAAUGAACACGCUUGACUAUUACGAGAUUGUCAAAGUGCCCGCUGUCGCCUUUCACAUCGGCAUCCUCCUCUCUCACGCCAACUCCGCAGUUAACCCCAUAGUGUACGCUUUUAAGGUCCCAAAGAUUAAGAAGGCAUAUAAAAGCAUCUUGAUGAAGCUGACAAGCACGGAGCAGAAGGAAGAUCCGAGCAGCCAGACUUUGGAAAAUAAUGCCAGCAGCAACUCAAACAGCAUCAUCAGGUGUACCACCAUGAAAAUAAACCCACAAGUGGUUUUAGCCACCAAUCAGAACGGUUAGCAUUAGUCUGUUCUCAUGCUCAAGAAGUAAGGAGACCAGGACUAUAAUAACACAGACAAAAGUUCAAUUAUACAAAUCGGCUGCCGCUUUUGCAUAGUUUAUGCUUGCUAUUUAAAAAUUAUUUGAAACUUUCCUAUCUGGCAGCUCCAGUAAGAUUAAGUUUAUUUAUCCUCAUGGAAAAUUGUUCUGCAAUGUAUCAUGGAAACAAUGUAUAAGCCUUAAGAACCAUGAUGCCAUGAUGACAAGGUUUAUACAUUGUUUCCAUGAUGUAUCCAGGAAGCAAUGUAUAAGCCUUAACAAUUUAAAAAAGCAAUAAAUGUCAUUUAUAUUACGCUGUACCCACAUUGGACCCGUUGCUUGGAAAAUAGAUGGAUGGAAAACUGUGUGAUGAUUCUGGCAAUGAAUUUCAGGAGGUAGAACAGGUCUAUUAAUGCAAUCAAAAUCACAGUUACACACGUCUUGUUAAAACUGUGUAAGAGAGUACACUGUACUUUAAUUCAUUUAUGAAUCAUUGGUUCUUAAGAAUGCACAGACAAUAGUGAGUGAUUCAAGCAAUGUUUUAUUUCCAAUGUGUCAACUUCUGCCAUUAUUGUCCCACUUUGUAAGAGAAAUGGUUACAAUAAAUAAUCUAUACCUGUAUCUAUUAAUAUUUUAAA